AUGAUUUCUAGGAAUUUACCAUUCACCACCCAAUUCCACCCAAUCCCGCCCAUGAUAAAGAAUGCUCUCCAAUUGGCCCAAAAGACGUCUACCCAAUCAAACGUACCCUUUUUACCAAAAGAACCCUCCAUUUUAGCAACAAACCUCGUCAAAUCAUAUUUUGACAAGGGCUUAUUUAGAGAAGCACGUACAGUGUUCGAUGAAAUGCUUGAAAGAGAUGUCGUAGCGUGGACGGCCAUGAUUGCAGGCUAUACAUCAUGCAGUCUUAACAUCCACGCAUGGACUGUUUUCUGCGAUAUGACGAGGAGUGGAGUAAACCCAAAUGAGUUCACCAUGUCGAGUGUCCUAAAGGCUUGCAAGGGCACGAAGUCUCUUGCUUGUGGGGCGUUAGUUCAUGGCUUUUACAUUAAGUGUGGCAUUGAGGGGUCUAUAUAUGUUGACAACGCCUUGAUGGACUUGUAUGCUACCUGCUGCAUUAACAUGGACGAUGCAUGCAUGAUUUUUCAUGGUAUCCAAACAAAAAAUCAUGUAUCAUGGACAACCAUGAUCACAGGGUACACUCAUAGAGGUGACGGCUUCAGUGGGCUUCAAGUCUUCAAGCAAAUGCUACUGGAGGAUGCCGAAAUGAAUCCAUAUAGCAUUUCCAUAGCAGUCAGAGCUUGCACCUCGAUUAGCUCGCUUACUGUUGGCAAGCAAAUACAUGCAGCUGUAAUGAAACAUGGGUUUGAAUCCAAUCUCCCUGUCACGAAUUCUAUGCUAGACAUGUAUCUUAGGUGUGGUCAUUUAUCGAAGGCAAAUCAAUACUUUCAAGAGAUGACACAAAAAGAUUUGAUCACUUGGAACACCUUAAUAGCUGGUUAUGAAAGACUGGAUCCCAGUGAAUCUCUUUGCAUAUUUUUUCAGAUGGAAUCAGAAGGUUAUAGUCCAAAUUGCUUUACAUUCACAAGCAUUAUAGCUGCAUGUGCUAAUUUAGCAGUUUUGAGAUGUGGGCAGCAAGUUCACGGAGGGAUUUUUCGAAGAGGCCUAGAUGGGAAUUUGGCAUUGGCAAAUGCCUUGAUUGAUAUGUAUGCCAAGUGUGGAAGCAUAACAGAGUCACACAACAUCUUUGGUGAAAUGUCGUGUAGAAAUUUGGUAUCUUGGACUUCGAUGAUGAUUGGAUAUGGGGCUCAUGGAUAUGGAAAAGAGGCUGUUGAGUUGUUUGAUGAGAUGGUAACCUCUGGCAUCAGGCCUGAUCAGAUAGUGUUCAUGGCAGUUCUCAGUGCUUGUAGUCAUGCUGGACUUGUGGAUGAAGGUUUGAGGUAUUUCAACUCUAUGAUGAGUGAUUAUAACAUCACUCCAGAUCAGGAGAUAUAUGGGUGUGUGGUGGAUUUGCUAGGUCGGGCAGGGAGAGUGGAAGAGGCUUAUCAACUUAUUCAGAGUAUGCCAUUCAAGCCAGAUGCGUCUGUUUGGGGGGCACUUCUUGGUGCUUGUAAUGCCCAUAAGCUUCCAAGAUUGGGCAAGUUGGCAGCUUUGAGGUUAUUAAAUUUGAGGCCUAGUAUGGUGGGAACUCUUGUGAUGUUAUCAAAUAUGUAUGCUGCUGAAGGGAAGUGGGUGGAAUUUGCCAAAAUGAGGAAGUUGAUAAGAGGAAUGGGGAGCAAGAGAGAGGCUGGUAUGAGUUGGAUUGAGGUAAGAAACCAAGUAUAUAGUUUUGUUGUUAGAGAUAAGACGUCUUCUCAUAUUGAGUCUGUAUACGAAGUUCUAGAGUUUCUGACAUGGCAUAUGAAAGAAGUCGGUUAUGUACCCGAUUUAGAUUGCCUGCUACAUGAUCAAGAAGAUGUGACUUAGAAUGAAGCUUUAUGAGCUCAGAUGAAAAUAUCCAAGUUCUCCGUCAGUAAAGUUGAUUCAUGCGUACAAGUAGGGUGCCAUUAGUAAAAAAGAGGAAGGAUUGGGGGAUAUAACUGCUGCCGUGAGCAAACAAGUUCAUUCUGUUAAUUCUAAAGCCAUGGCCAUCGAAGCAUGCACAGUGCAGUAAGACAUACAUCAACACCAGCAAAUAAAACAGUUAAUUAUGGCGCCCACUGAAACUGCAGCUAACAAUAAUAGCCACAGCUGCAUUACUGAGCGCCUGCAGAAAUAUACUACUUUGCUCUCCCUUCUGCUGAUCCCCGGAGAAGAUUUCAAAGGAAGUCCUGGUUAGUUUUGACUUUUAAGUGAAAUCAUCAAAGCCUUUUACCCAAACAUUGAUGUUGGAUCGACAAUGUGAAUUCAUAUUAUAAAUUUGUGAGAAUCAAUUACUGAAUCUUCUGUCCCUAUUUAUUUACAGAUCAAAAAUAAAAUAUAUUUAUGGUUUA
This is a messenger RNA of Tripterygium wilfordii, 2330 nucleotides long. RefSeq names its product putative pentatricopeptide repeat-containing protein At1g56570. The transcript has 2 exons. Lineage: Eukaryota; Viridiplantae; Streptophyta; Magnoliopsida; Celastrales; Celastraceae. The record is from RefSeq and is a predicted model, not a curated record. Gene Ontology annotation, molecular function: protein binding; RNA binding. Bases 1 to 1824 code for a protein of 607 amino acids. Gene Ontology annotation, biological process: RNA modification.